Malurus melanocephalus (red-backed fairy wren) is the source of this 717-nucleotide messenger RNA. RefSeq names its product chromosome unknown C19orf47 homolog (gene CUNH19orf47). Lineage: Eukaryota; Metazoa; Chordata; Aves; Passeriformes; Maluridae. The annotation marks the transcript as partial. Gene Ontology annotation, cellular component: nucleus. The record is from RefSeq and is a predicted model, not a curated record. The transcript is spliced from 4 exons.
GAUCCACAAGAACAUGCUGCUGGACCUGACCAAGGAGCUGAUGAAGGAGUUGGGCAUCACCGUGGUGGGCGACGUCAUCGCCAUCCUGCGCCACGCCAAGGUGGUCCACAGGCAGGAAAUGUGCCGGGCGGCCUCGGAGUCGCUGCAGCCGGAGGCUCCGACAGAGCGGGGUCUGGGGGGCUCCGUGCGGGACCGGGAUCACCGGGACCGGGAUGAUCGGGAACAGGAUCUCCGGGAUCCCCGGGCUCUCCAGGCUCUCCGGGAUCCCCGGGAUCCCCGGGAGCGGCCGUGCGGAGCCGCUGAACGGAUGAUCAGCAACAGCCUGAGGCGGGAGCCGCCCCCGCGCAGCCCCCGCGGGAUCUCGGUCACCGUCCCCAACGGCACCGGUGCCAUCGCCGCCCGUGGUGCGGCGCUGCCGCCGGUCCCGUGCAAGCGGCGCCGGGUGACAGCGGAGAUGGAAGGGAAAUACGUGAUCUCCCUGCCCAAAGGCACCACGGCCCGGACACGGAAAAUCCUGCAGCUGCAGGCGGCCCGAGCUGCAGGCGGCCCGAGGUGAGCACAGAGGGAAUGCUGGAUUAUCCAAAUGUGGGGAAUGCUGGAUUAUCCAAAACCUGGGAAAUCCUGGAUUAUCCAAACCUGGGAUGGGAAAAUCCUGAAUUAUCCAAACCUGGGAAAAUCCUGGAGCUGCAGGCGGCCCGAGGUACGGGACAGAGGGAA